This is a messenger RNA of Akanthomyces muscarius, 2547 nucleotides long. RefSeq lists its product as uncharacterized. Gene Ontology annotation, biological process: reciprocal meiotic recombination. The record is from RefSeq and is a predicted model, not a curated record. Lineage: Eukaryota; Fungi; Ascomycota; Sordariomycetes; Hypocreales; Cordycipitaceae. The transcript is spliced from 8 exons. Gene Ontology annotation, molecular function: ubiquitin-like modifier activating enzyme activity; ubiquitin protein ligase activity. Gene Ontology annotation, cellular component: synaptonemal complex. Bases 1 to 2547 code for a protein of 848 amino acids.
AUGUCGCAGGCGCCACCUUUGCAGGGAGGCCCCACGGACAAAGAGAGAAAAUACGAUCGGCAGCUUCGUCUAUGGGCCGCUUCGGGCCAAGCUGCCCUCGAGUCAUCCAACAUCCUCCUCGUCAACUCCGGCUCUGGCACGGUAGGCGUCGAAACACUGAAGAACCUCGUCUUACCAGGAGUCGGCCAGUUCACGAUCGCAGACGAUGCCGUCGUAGAAGACGCCGAUCUUGGCGUGAAUUUCUUCCUGGAUGAGUCGAGCCGUGGCAAGCCGCGCGCGCAUUGUACCACGGCAUAUCUUCUGGAGCUCAAUCCCGAGGUCACCGGUGAAUGGUACCCCAAGGCACCAGGGACCCUGGACCUCGAAUCGUUGUUCUCGAAUGCGACACCAUAUACCAUUAUACUAUACGCGCUACCCUUGCCGACCGAGACAAUACAAGCCAUUGAAGACUAUGGUCGUCUACACAGCAUUCCUUUGGUGGCCAUUCGCUCUGUGGGAUUUUACGGCUACUUUCGUGUCACGCUCCCCGGUGUUUUCCCUGUUGUAGAAACGCACCCCGACGAGACGUCAACUGCCGACCUGCGACUACUCACACCGUGGCCAGAGCUAUCACAGUUUGCGCAAGACUUGACAAAGGACAUCGACAGCUUGGACAACCACCUUCACGGGCACUUGCCUCUCGUGGCCAUCCUGUUGCAUUACCUCGAGAUUUGGAAACAGGGUCACGAUGGCGCGCUUCCGACGGCCUACUCUGACAAGACUGCAUUUCGAAAACUCGUUUCCGGGGGUAUGCGAAUGGACAAUGCAGAAGGAGGGGAAGAAAAUUUUGAAGAGGCGGUCGGUGCUGUUAUGAAGCAUGUAACCGCACAAUCUCUCCCCGGUUCUCUGCGCGAAGUUUUCGAAUAUGACAACAGCAAAAAGACCCGAUCCUCCUUCUGGAUAAUCGCAGAAGCAAUGUCGCAGUUCUAUCAGAAACAUGGCCAACUUCCUGUGACUGGUGGACUGCCCGAUAUGAAGGCUCAGUCGAGCGUCUAUAUCCAGCUCCAAAAUAUAUACAAGAGCAAAGCUCGUCAAGAUGCCAGCGAAGUUCUGACUAUUGCUCAAGGCCUUGCAAGUGACGUAACAAUCGACCCCUUAGAGGUCGACCAGUUUUGCAAAAAUGCACGAUUCAUCAAGCUCAUCAAUUCCGCCCAAAGUACGCCAAAGAUGGAAGACACUGUUGCAAAUGAGCUCAGCCAAGACGAAAUCGCCGCCAUUGCCGGCCCUGAAAUGCAGUCGUCCUUGAUAUCCGUCUUCCUUGCCCUGAGCCUCGUGCCAAGCUCAUUUGCACCCUCUGCAGAGGAAAUGCAAAGGGCCAUCUACGCACAGGCUCCAGCCUUGCAAGGUCAUGAAAGAACCGCGCAGGUUACUGAAGAAGUGGCACGCGCUGCAGGGGGCGAAAUGCAUAAUGUUUCAGCUGUUCUUGGAGGCAUGGUGGCCCAAGAAGUGAUCAAGGUAGUAACCAAACAAUACAUUCCGGUAGAUAAUACCUGUAUUUUUGACGUCACGACGUGUAGCCACAUUUUCUGCUUGGACUGCACGAAUCGCUUUUGUCUCUCUGGACAGGAUCGGCAGCAGAAUGGAGUCCCGUGCCCAGCCUGCGACACGCAGCUUAGCAGCCCCGACGACGCCGUCAUCUCGAAUCUGAAGCCGUCCGAGGCGUACAAGACGAGCAUACUCAGCGGCCUCUCGCCCAGCAUCAUCAUGGAGUGCGCGGGGCGCGCUCUCAGCUUUUGGGCGUACCAGACGACGCAGAACAUUUACUACCAGCAGUACCUCUACAAGACGCUGACGGAAAAGUACUCGGCGCUCAACGGGCGGCUCGAGCAGACGGUCAGCGAGGCCAACGUCCAGAUCGAGACGCUACAGCGCAGGAUCAGCACGCUGACGACGGAGAACGACAGCUCGCGGAAGAAGAACGAGGAGCUUUCCAAGGCGUACAAAGAGAAGAACCGGCAGCUGCUGCAAACGCAGGAGCUGCACGACAAGCUGCGACAUACGGUGGAGAUGGGCCACAUUCAGCGCGCUGCCACGGAUGCGAUUGAUUCGCGAUUUCAGCAGCAGCAGCAACAACAGCAGUCGUCGAGACAGUUUGCGCCUCAGCAGCCUGCGCCGUAUGGCAAUGCCAAUCCGCGGCCAGAGAGCUCCGCAGGGUUCCGCGGGUAUGGUACGGCUGUCGAUCCGGAACGGGUAUCAGAGGGUGGUAUCCGCGGCGGCCUGAUGGACACGGGCCCCGGAUCCUGGAGACGAGACGGUCCCGUAACCUGCCACAGUUCAAAUGCUCCGCCUAACUACCAACGAUUUGGGGCCAGAGGGGUUCUGGCCGGCGAGCACGGACUGGGAAUGGGGCAUGCACCAAACAGUGCAGAGCGAAGAAGACAUGGUGAGCUGGGAGGUGUAGGGAAGCAUAUUGGAGGUCUCAGUUCAGGAAUCAAGGUCAGCCAGCCAAUGAGUGCCAAUGGACUGCAACACGCGGUGGAAGGUUUCAUGGGUGCACGUAACCUUUAG